Leopardus geoffroyi (Geoffroy's cat) is the source of this 887-nucleotide messenger RNA. It is a transcript of the gene TEX38, whose product is annotated as testis expressed 38. The transcript has 2 exons. Bases 136 to 747 code for a protein of 203 amino acids. Lineage: Eukaryota; Metazoa; Chordata; Mammalia; Carnivora; Felidae. The record is from RefSeq and is a predicted model, not a curated record.
GGCUGCCUGCCUGGAGGUGUGCUAAGGAGUUAGGAUAUAGUUUCCUCUAGAAAACUAAGGAUUGAGGGCAGAGAUCACGUUUCUCUGCGGAACCAGAGGGGGGUUCUAUGAAUACCCUAGGGCUAUCACAGCUGAAUGGUAUGGGUCUCAUUGUACUUUGGAUUCCUGGGGCUGUGUUCUGUGGUAACCGGUGGCUGCAUUCUCUUUCUGCACUGGAGGAAGAACUUGCGACGAGAAGAGCGUGCCCAGGAGUGGGUGAAGGUGAUGAGAGCCGCCACGUUCACCUACAGCCCCCUGUUGUACUGGAUUAACAAGCGUCGGCAUUACGGCAUGAACACAACUGUCAACACGGGCCCUCCCCCUGCUGUCACCAAGACCGAGACUGAGGUCCAGAAUUCAGAUCCUCUGUGGGAACUGGACGUCCCUGGGAGCAGGAGCUCUGCUGCCCAAGACAGCAGCCCCAAGGUGGAGGCCCCUGCCCCCCCGCAACCUGCACUACAGCUGGUCCCCGGGCAGGCUUUACCUUCCCCAGUGCUGCAGUCCCGGACCAGCUCCCCACUCCUGGUGCCCAUCUUUCAGGAGGUGCCCUUUGCCCCUUCCCUGUGCAACCUGCCCCCAGUGCUGAACCACUCGGUCUCCUACCCUUUGGACACCUGUCCUGAAAGGAAUGUCCACUUCCAUUCCCUCCCCACGAUGGUCCAUGAAGACCACUGCUUCAGUGCCAAGGCUUUUGCUUCAGAAUUAUAGCCACCUCUCACUGAGGGUGGGAGCUGGAAGUAUUAUGGGCAGAGCAGGAAAAUGGACCGAACCUCGGGGAGGUGGUAUUGACACACAGACCAGAACUCAUCUGGAUGUCACAUUAUGAAAGACUAAAAAAAGUCCAAGGC